AUGAAGUUUUCAACAGCGGCGGCUUUGGGCGCCUUGGUGUUCGGCCUGUCGCAUGCCACUGAUCCCAUCACGCCCGACAAGGCUGUCAAGGACAUCCGAGUUCGAGAAUUGGAAAACGUGCUGUGGCACUUGCAAAAGAUUGCCCGCGACAACGGCGGGAACCGCGCCCACGGCCUGCCCGGCUUCAAGGCGUCCCGGGACUUUGUCCUCGAGCGCGUGCAGAAGCGAUUUGGCGCACGCCUCGACACGUACGUGCAAGAGUUCAACCACACCUUUUCGCAGGUCCGCAAGAUUGAGCUCACGGGGCCGUCGGGCGAGGCGGUCGAAGUCAUCGCCCUGCAGUAUGUGUCGUCGACGCCGCUGCCCGACGGCGUGACGGCGCCGCUCCUCGACACGCCCGUCGACGACACGCGCGGCUCCAUGUGCUUCGCCGACCAGUGGGAGGGCAUCGACGCCGCCGGCAAGAUCGUGUUGCUUAAGCGAGGCACGUGCGCCAUCUCGGACAAGCUCAAGCUCGCUAAGCAGCACGGCGCGCUCGCCGCCGUGCUCUACCACAACGCCGCCGGCACCCCGGCCGGCGCGACCCUCGGCGCCGCCAACGUCGGCCUCGUCGUGCCCGUCGGCCUCGUGACCCGCGACGUCGGCGAGGGGUGGAGUAAGAGGCUGGCAGCAGGGGAGAAGCUGAGCGUGAAGCUGCUGGUGGAUGCCAUUUUCGAGCCGCGGCCGGGCUGGAAUAUCAUCUCGGAGACGAAGCUCGGAGACCCGAACAAUGUCGUCAUGCUCGGCGCGCAUCUGGACAGCGUGCAGCCCGGACCCGGCAUCAACGACGAUGGCAGUGGCACGGCUGCGUUGCUGGAAAUCGCCACGUCGUUCCAAAAGUACACUGGUUUCAAGAACAAGAUUCGCUUCGCCUGGUGGGGCGCUGAGGAGCUUGGACUGAUUGGCUCGCUGUACUACACCACGCACCUGUCCGACGCGGAAAAGGACAAGAUCAAGUUCUACUUCAACUACGACAUGAUUGCCAGCCCCCAGCCCAAGUUUGUCGUCUACGCCGACAACGAAGCCCACGAAUACGGCGCCAUUCCCCUCUUUGAGUACUUAAAAGCCGCCGGUGUCGCUCCUGAAUACGCUAAAUUCGGCUCCUCCUCCGAUUACGUCGGCUUUCUCAACGCCGGCAUCCCCAGUAGCGGCCUCUUUACCGGCGCCGGCGCUCCCUUUGACGAAUGCUACCACCAGCUCUGCGACAACCUCAACAACAUCAACUGGGACGCAUAUGAGAAGAAUGCCAAGGCCGCGGCGUAUGUGGCGGCCGAGUUUGCGCUGAAUCUGGACGGCGUGCCGUCACGUAACAAGACGAGCUCGAAUCCGCAGUCGGCGCGCGGUGUGCAGAACAGUUUCCGCGACUGGUCGAGUGGCAUUCAAGUCGAGGAGACGCACGCGAGCUGUGGCGGUGAGCUCACCUCCGUCUAG
Cordyceps militaris CM01 is the source of this 1470-nucleotide messenger RNA. RefSeq names its product aminopeptidase Y. Gene Ontology annotation, biological process: proteolysis. The transcript is spliced from 4 exons. Bases 1 to 1470 code for a protein of 489 amino acids. NCBI's taxonomy places the organism in Eukaryota, Fungi, Ascomycota, Sordariomycetes, Hypocreales, Cordycipitaceae. Gene Ontology annotation, molecular function: metalloexopeptidase activity. The record is from RefSeq and is a predicted model, not a curated record.